AUGAAACAGAAACAGCCUCUUCUGUUACCUCUGUUCUUCUCAUUUUCCCUGUGCAUCCCACAAACCACACACCAAUAUGCAUGUGACAAGAAUGAUCCUGGUAACACAAACAAGUACUACCAAUUUUGCAACACCUCUUUAACAUAUUCGGACCGGGCCAAGGACCUAGUCUCGCGCCUGACCCUAGACGAAAAGUCCCAGCAUCUAGUGAACACGGCCAGUGGAAUUCCAAGGUUGGGCAUACCCAUGUACUAGUGGUGGUCUGAGGCCCUUCACGGGGUCUCAAACUCCGGCCUUGGUGUCCACUUCAACGCCACCGUGCCCGGUGCCACUAGUUUCCCAGCGGUGAUUCUUUCGGCCGCUAGCUUUAAUGCGUCGCCGUGGUACGAGAUGGGUCGGGCCGUGUCGAUAGAAGCCCGGGCCAUGUACAACGUGGGCCUGGCCAGGCUCACGUUUUGGAGCCCAAACGUGAAUGUGUUUCUGGACCCGCGGUGGGGUAGGGGCCAGGAGACCCCUGGAGAGGACCCUUUUGUGGUUUCAAGAUAUGCUGUGAGUUAUGUCAAGGGAUUGCAGGACGUGGGACAGGAAGGGAGUUUUAAUAGUGAGAAGCUUAAGGUUUCGAGUUGUUGUAAGCAUUAUACUGCUUAUGAUGUUGAUAAUUGGAAAGGUGUUGAUCGAUUCCACUUUGAUGCAAAGGUAACUCCACAUGAUCUAGAAGAUACGUAUCAGCCGCCAUUCAAGAGCUGUGUGGAGGAAGGUCAUGUCACUAGUGUCAUGUGUUCCUACAACAGGGUAAAUGGUAUCCCCACUUGUGCUGACCCAAAUCUGUUCAAAGGGAUAAUAAUCAGGGAUCAAUGGAAUCUAGAUGGGUAUAUUGUUUCUGAUUGUGACUCUAUUGAGGUCUACUAUGAUUACAUACAUUACACUGCUACACCAGAGGAUGCAGUAGCCCUUGCCCUAAAAGCAAGUUUAAACAUGAAUUGUGGAAAGUAUGCAGUUAAAUUGAACAAAGUGGAAGAGUCCACUGUAGACCAAGCCUUGAUAUACAACUACAUAGUGCUACUGAGGCUUGGUUUCUUUGAUGGUGACCUCACCACCCUCCCAUUCAGAAAACUCGGUCCGUCCGAUAUAUGCACCGAGGAUCAUCAGAAGUUGGCAGUUGAAGCCGCGAAGCAGGGGAUACUUUUGCUAGACAAUAGAAGAGCUCUACCUUUAUCCACAAACACCACCAAGACAUUAGCCAUCAUAGGACCAAAUGCCAAUGCCACUGAAGUUAUGAUAAGCAACUACGCGGGCGUAUCGUGUGGGUACACCAGCCCUUUACUAAGGUUACAAAAGUACAUCCCAACGGUCACGUACGAACCGGGAUACAUUGGCUGUGGGGAUGAGAGCGGACUUGUAGCGGCGGCGGGGGUGGAUGCAAUGGUGGUGGUGGCGGGGCUUGAUCAGUCCAUUGAAAAAGAAGGAUUGGAUAGAGUUAACUUGACAUUGCCUUGAUUUCAAGAGAAACUUGUGAUGGAUGUGGCUAAUGCUACAAAUGGAUCUUUGAUUUUGGUCAUUAUGUCAGCUGGUCCAACUGAUGUGUCAUUUGCAAGAAACAAUAGCAAGAUUGGGGCAAUUUUAUGGGUUGGGUACCCUGGUCAAGCUGGAGGGGAUGCCAUUGCUCAAGUCCUAUUCGGGGACUAUAAUCCAGGUUCUCUCUCCCCUUUUACUUGGUACCCACAGGAGUACGCCGAUGAGGUGCCGAUGACUGACAUGAACAUGAGAGCUAAUGCUACUCAAAACUUUCCAGGAAGAACAUACCGAUUCUACAAUCGCAAAUCGAUAUAUGAAUUUGGCCAUGGUCUCAGCUACUCAACUUUCUCCAAAUUCGUAACAUCUGCUCCGUCAAUUAUAGUAAUAAAACCUUUGUCAAAAAACCACCAAAACAACACUCUCUCCCCUGACUCCACUGGCCUUCAACCUUCUUCUAAAGCAGCCAAGGAGUUUCCCAACAAACCUAACAGUCAAGCCAUUGACAUUUCCUCAAUAAGCUGCCUAAAUCUACGAUUUGAAAUUGGUGUUGGGGUGAAGAAUGGUGGUCCAGUGAAUGGGACCCAUGUCGUGCUGGUGUUUUGGAAACCGGCGAGUUCAGAGGGGGUUGUUGGGAUGCCGAGCUUGGAGUUGGUUGGGUUUGAGAGGGUGGAGGUGAAGAGAGGGAAGACGGAGACAGUGAAGACGGAGUUGGAUGUGUGUAAGAGGCUGAGUGUAAUGGAUUGAGAUGGGAAGAGGAAGGUAGUUAUUGGGCAGCAUACACUUUUGAUUGGGUCUUCUAGUGAAAGGCAAGUGAAGCACCACUUCAACAUUAGGUAG
Molecule: messenger RNA, 2352 nt
Organism: Rhododendron vialii
Lineage: Eukaryota; Viridiplantae; Streptophyta; Magnoliopsida; Ericales; Ericaceae
Product: probable beta-D-xylosidase 5
Biological process (GO): arabinan catabolic process; xylan catabolic process
Cellular component (GO): plant-type cell wall
Molecular function (GO): alpha-L-arabinofuranosidase activity; xylan 1,4-beta-xylosidase activity
Source: RefSeq, a predicted model, not a curated record